AUGGGACUUGCUCCGACGUCUCAUGUCCUGUUCAACAAGUUCAUGCACUUCAACCCAAAGAACCCACACUGGCCCAACCGAGAUCGUUUCGUUCUCUCAAAUGGACACGCCUGUGUUCUACAAUAUACCCUCCUCCACCUUUUUGGAUAUGCCCUGUCCAUGGAUGAUAUGAAAGCCUUCAGGAAACUUGGCAGUAUCACUCCCGGUCAUCCUGAAGCUCACGACACCCCUGGAGUCGAGGUCACCACUGGGCCCCUCGGUCAGGGCAUUGCCAAUGCUGUUGGCCUUGCUGUUGCCCAGGCUCAUUCUGCUGCCGUGUUCAACAGACCAGGAUACAACUUGUUCGACAACUACACAUACUGCAUCUUCGGUGAUGGAUGUGCUAUGGAGGGUGUUGCCAGCGAGGCUGCCAGUGCUGCCGGCCACCUGAAACUUGGCAACCUAAUCUGCCUAUACGAUGACAACCAUGUCUCUAUUGAUGGUGAUAUCAAGUGUGCUUUCACCGAAGAUGUAUGUGCGCGCUUCGAGUCCUACGGAUGGCACGUUCAGCACGUGAAGGACGGUAACCAUGAUCUGGAGGGCAUCGAAGCCGCCAUCCAAAAGGCAAAGGAAGUCACCGACAAGCCUUCUAUGAUCAAGAUCACUACCACCAUCGGUUUCGGUUCCCUUCUUCAGGGUACUGGCGGCGUUCACGGCAACCCCCUCAAAGCUGAUGACACCAAGCAGCUCAAGCAGGCCUUUGGCUUCAACCCUGAAGAGACCUUUGUCGUUCCUCAGGAAGUCUACGACCUCUACCACCGCCGCUCUGCUGAGGGUGCCGCUAAAGAGAAGGAAUGGAACGACCUCUUUGCUAAAUACGCACAAGAAUACCCCAAGGAGCAUGCCGACCUCAAGCGUCGUUUGUCCGGUGAGCUCCCAGAGGGAUGGGAGAAAUGCUUGCCUGUCUACUCCCCAAGUGACCCAGCCAUUGCAUCCCGCAAGCUUUCUGAGGCCGUGAUCGAGAAGAUCUACGAUGUUAUCCCAGAGUUUGUCUGCGGAUCCGCUGACUUGACUGGAUCCAACAACACCCGCUGGAAGAAGGCCGUUGACUUCCAGCCACCAUGCCUUGGUAUUGGUGAAUGGUCCGGCCGUUACUUCAGAUAUGGCGUCCGUGAGCAUGGCAUGGCCGCCAUGAUGAACGGUAUGGCUGCCUACGGCACCAUGCUCCCAGCUGCUGGAACUUUCCUCAACUUCGUUUCCUACGCAGCCGGAGCUGUCCGUCUGUCCGCUUUGUCCGGCGUUCGCGUUAUCUACAUCGCAACCCACGACUCAAUCGGAUUGGGAGAGGAUGGCCCAACACAUCAGCCCAUCGAAACCCUCGCUCACUUCCGUGCCCUUCCCAACUUGAUGGUGUGGCGUCCAGCUGAUGGCAACGAGACCAGUGCUGCUUACUACUCCGCCCUUACUGCUAAGAGCACACCCUCCAUCCUUGCCCUUACCCGCCAGAACCUCCCACAGCUCGAGGGUUCUACCAUCCAGAAGGCACUCAAAGGUGGUUACGUUGCCGUUGAGGCCGAGAAUGCUAACAUCACCAUCGUCAGUACUGGAUCUGAAGUUGGUAUCUGUAUCGAUGCUGCCAAGUUCCUCAAAGAGAAGCACAACAUCGUUGCCCGCAUUGUCUCCAUGCCCUGCUUCGAAGUAUUCGAUACUCAGGACAAGGAGUACAGACUCAGCGUUAUCCCAGAUGGCAUCCCAUCUCUUAGCGUCGAAGUCAUGAGCACCCUUGGCUGGGAGAGAUACUCGCACGAACAAUUCGGUCUCAACCGCUUCGGUGCAUCUGGUCCAUACAAGGAGGUCUAUGCUAAAUUCGAAUUCACUCCAGAGGGUAUCAGCAAGCGUGCCAUUGCUACUAUCGACUUCUACAAGGGUGUCACCGUUCGCUCCCCAAUCAACCGUGCUUUCCAGCAACUCAUUUAA
Molecule: messenger RNA, 1956 nt
Organism: Trichophyton benhamiae CBS 112371
Lineage: Eukaryota; Fungi; Ascomycota; Eurotiomycetes; Onygenales; Arthrodermataceae
Product: dihydroxy-acetone synthase, putative
Exons: 5
Coding region: 1-1956 (651 amino acids)
Biological process (GO): pentose-phosphate shunt
Cellular component (GO): cytosol
Molecular function (GO): transketolase activity
Source: RefSeq, a predicted model, not a curated record